AGGUUUGGUAGUAGAAUUGAGUUGCAAUAUAGUGGUUCAUACAGAGAAGGGUAACGUGUGAUUUACAUUGUCUACUACAAUGCCGCUGAUUCAUGCUUCGGCGAUGUAAUAAGCAUGUGAGGACACGUACUCUCUCACUCAGCUAGCUACAUACAUGUGGCGCACCUGCUCCGCUCACCCUCGACACGUGUCUCGCCAACAGUCAAACAGAGCAGAGGAAGGGGGAGAGAGGAGCAGAGGCAGAGGAAGGGGGAGAGAGGUCGGCCGGCCAUGGAUGGCAGUGGUGCCAAGGCGGGCUAUGCGCACCACCACGGCACCGCCACUCGAGGCCUUUAGCCGCACCGUCGAGCUGUGCAACUUCGGCAUCGGCCUCGUCGCCGGCUUCCUCCUCGUCACCGGCGCCUACUUCUCCAACACCAAGUUCGACGCCAUCCACAUCGCCCCGCUCAUCGGCCCCUCCGAGAACCAGAUUGCCUCGCCGGUGGGCACCGACGGCUCGAAACGCCAAUUAGAUUUGGGCGUGUCGGGGCAGGACGCAACAUUGUCCAUGGAGGGAGCAAGGGCGAGGUGCUGGACACGGACAGUGAGGACGACAGAAGCAACCCCUCCUCGGCGUAAGGUAGGCAACAAACCAUUUGAUUAUUACUGUCAUGCACCGGCCAUGGCCAUGGCUCGAGCUGCAGCGGCCGCCUGCCUUACCCAUGCACUUUGGGGAAAAGGUGAGAGCAAACUGUAUACUGACAUAAACAAUCAUAGCUAGAAUGAACAUUAUUCGGGAGUGUCAAC
Molecule: messenger RNA, 786 nt
Organism: Triticum dicoccoides
Lineage: Eukaryota; Viridiplantae; Streptophyta; Magnoliopsida; Poales; Poaceae
Exons: 3
Coding region: 155-760 (201 amino acids)
Source: RefSeq, a predicted model, not a curated record